AUGGUGGCGAAACACCGCGACACAGCCCUCGUCCCUCAUUCCGUCGCUGCUCCGGGGCGGGGGCGUCCCCGGGACGGCCGCAGAGUGUCCUGCUCCGCCUGGCCGCGCCCGCCGGAACGGCGGCGGCACGGAACGCGGCGCCGCGGGGAGGGGAGGCGCCAGGGACCGCUCGUAGCGGCGCACAUCGCCGCCCCUGUCAGCUGUGCUCCGGCGCGGUCCGUCCCGCAAAGCCUUCCGCCGGCUGCCAUGCUGCCCUGCGGGGGAGCGCUCCGGGCCGCGGCGCUGCUCCGCCCGGCCGCCGCCGCCGCCCCCCGCCUCGGGGCCGCUCCGCGCCUCGGGGCCGCCCGCCGAGCCAGCCGCGGCCCGGGCGAGCGGCCGGUGGGGCCCGGGGCCGCGCUGCCGCCGGGGCCGGACCUGCGGCACUUCCUGAGAGGGGCCGCGGCGGGGGAGCGGCAGCCGCAGCGCAGCUCCUACCCCGGGGCCGGCAAAGUCUACCUGGAGACCUACGGCUGCCAGAUGAACGUCAGCGACACGGAGAUCGCCUGGACCAUCCUGCAAGGGAGUGGCUACAGCAGAACAAAGGAGCUGGGGGAGGCUGAUGUGGUUCUCCUGGUCACCUGCUCUGUCAGGGAGAAGGCAGAGCAGACCGUCUGGAACCGCCUGCAGCACCUCAAGGCGCUGAAGCUCCGCAGGCAGCAGCGCGGCUCAGCCCUGCGCAUCGGCGUCCUGGGGUGCAUGGCUGAGAGGCUGAAGGAGAAGAUCCUGCAGAAGGAGAAGCUGGUGGACAUCGUGGCAGGGCCUGAUGCCUACCGAGACCUCCCCCGGCUGCUGGCCCUGGCAGAGUCUGGCCAGCAAGCUGCCAACGUCCUGCUGGCCCUGGAUGAGACCUAUGCAGAUGUCCUGCCCGUGCAGACCACUGCAGGGGGCACCACUGCCUUCGUGUCGAUCAUGAGAGGCUGUGACAACCUCUGCAGCUACUGCAUUGUGCCCUUCACCCGCGGGCGUGAGCGCAGCCGGCCCCUGGCCUCCAUCCUGCAGGAGGUCAGGAUGCUGUCAGAGCAGGGCGUGAGGGAGGUGACCCUGCUGGGGCAGAACGUGAACAGCUACCGGGACGUGUCGGAGGUGCAGUUCCGGGCAGCAGCCGCCCCGGGGCUCAGCAGAGGCUUCAGCAGCAGGGGCCGGGCGCGGGCGGGAGGCCUCCGCUUCGCCCAGCUGCUGGAGCAGGUCUCCAGCGUGGACCCCGAGCUGAGGAUUCGAUUCACAUCCCCACACCCCAAGGACUUCCCUGACGAGGUCCUGCAGCUGAUCCGGGAGCGCCACAACAUCUGCAAGCAGCUUCACCUCCCUGCCCAGAGCGGCAGCAGCCGAGUGCUGGAGGCCAUGCAGAGGGGGUACACCAGAGAAGCCUACUUGGAGCUGGUGCAGCAUGUGCGGGACUCCAUCCCGGGGGUGAGCCUAAGCUCUGAUUUCAUUGCUGGCUUCUGUGGGGAGACAGAAGAAGAUCACCAGCAGAGCCUGUCCCUGCUGCGGGAAGUCCGCUACAACGCAGGCUUCCUCUUUGCCUACAGCAUGAGGCAGAAGACCAGAGCCUUCCACCGGCUGCAGGACGAUGUCCCUGCAGGUGUCAAGCAGCGGCGGCUGCAGGAGCUCAUCACAGUCUUCAGAGAGGAGGCUGCCAAGGCAAACCAGGCCAUGGUGGGCCAGGCUCAGCUGGUGCUGGUGGAGGGGCCCAGCAAGCGCUCUGCCUCCGAGCUGUGUGGGCGGAACGACGGCAACAUCAAAGUGAUCUUCCCUGCGGCCAGGCUGGAGGAGGCUGCCGGCUCCGAGGCUCCCUUCAGCCCCCAGCCCGGGGACUAUGUGCUGGUGAAGGUGACCUCUGCCAGCUCUCAGACCCUGAGGGGAGUUCUGCUGGGUCCUGCUACCCUCUCCCACUCUGCAGCUUGUCCCUGAGGGUUCUCUGCUGCUGCUGGGGGCAGGAGCAGCAGCAGCUUCUCGCCAGGAAGCUUGGCCAGGUGGAGACAAGGUGGUGAGAGGGAGAAGUGUGCUAGAUGCUGUCUGUUUCUGGCUGGCAGCAACCUGCCCUCCUGGACCUGUGCAGAGUUUGCCAGCAGAAGGGCUCGAAGCUGCCUCUGCACUUGUCAGACCCAAGGUCCUGCCAUUUCCCUUGCUGGGCUGCAGGGCAGUCCUCAGCACCUCCUCUGCUGCAGCCCAGCCUGAGAAGUGGCUGCCUGCAGAGCAGAUCCCUGUGCUGCCUCCGAGGAACUGAAGGGGCAGUGCCUACCAGCUGCAGCAGGUGCUGAGGGAGGCCAAGAGGACUCGCUGAGAGUGUGAAGAGCUCAGCAGCAGACUCUGAAUUCCUGAUAAAUUCCCUCUUUGCAA
Pogoniulus pusillus (Red-fronted tinkerbird) is the source of this 2379-nucleotide messenger RNA. It is a transcript of the gene CDK5RAP1, whose product is annotated as CDK5 regulatory subunit associated protein 1. Gene Ontology annotation, cellular component: mitochondrion. Gene Ontology annotation, biological process: tRNA modification; negative regulation of cyclin-dependent protein serine/threonine kinase activity. The transcript has 13 exons. The record is from RefSeq and is a predicted model, not a curated record. Gene Ontology annotation, molecular function: methylthiotransferase activity; 4 iron, 4 sulfur cluster binding. Lineage: Eukaryota; Metazoa; Chordata; Aves; Piciformes; Lybiidae. The coding region runs from base 1 to 1950 and encodes 649 amino acids.